AUGUGGUCCGGAUCCAUCAUCGCAUCGGCCCUGGCGGCGGUAGCAAUGGCAUCACCCUCUCCCGUCCGCCGAGCGACGACGGCCUGCAACAACUCCCCCUCGCUCUGCAGCAAGAAGUACAACGAGGUGACGUACCUGGGCGCCCACAACAGCUAUGCCCUGCGCGACGACAGCACCGGCAACUCGAUAGCCGGGAACCAGUACCUGAACGCGACCAAGGCCCUGGACGCCGGCCUCCGCCUGCUCCAGGUGCAGACGCACGAGGGGAACGCCACGCUCGAGCUCUGCCACACGUCCUGCUCGCUGCUCGACGCCGGCCCGCUCACGGACUGGCUGGCCGACAUCAACACCUGGCUGGGCGCCAACCCGAACGAGGUGGUGACGCUCCUCAUGGUCAACGGCGACAGCGCGCCCGCCUCGACCUUUGCCAGCGCGCUCGAGUCGUCGGGCAUCUCGGAGCACGCCUACUCGGCCUCGGUCGACGGGCCCUCGUCCAGCUGGCCGACCCUCCAGACCAUGAUCGACGACGACAAGCGCGUCGUCACCUUUGUCACGAACGUCGACUACUCGUCCCAGACGCCCACCAUCCUGCCCGAGUUCGACUACGUCUUCGAGACGGCCUUUGACGUCACCGACAUCUCGGGCUUCAACUGCACCCUCGACCGCCCCUCCGACCUCGACGACGCCUCCACCGCCAUCGGCUCCGGCUACAUGGGCCUCAUCAACCACUUCAAGUAUCAGGCCAUCACCACCGGCGUCGAGAUCCCCGACGUCGACACCCUCGACACCGUCAACAGCAACAGCAACACCACCGAGGGCGCCAUCGGCACCCACCUCAAGCAGUGCAGCACCCAGUGGGGCAGCGCUCCCACCUUUGCCCUCGUCGACUUCUGGAACGACGGUGAGGCCCUCGAGGCCGUCGACGCCAUCAACGCCGUCACCGACGCUACCGGCCGCACCGCCGCCGAGUCGGGCUCGGCUGACGAUACCAGCGCCGUCCCCGGUGCAGCCCACGGGAGGAUGAAUGCCGGUGCUCUCCUCGUCUUCGUUGCCGCCAGCAUCAUGAUGAUUUGA
Messenger RNA from Geosmithia morbida, 1074 nucleotides. RefSeq names its product PI-PLC X domain-containing protein. The transcript has a single exon. NCBI's taxonomy places the organism in Eukaryota, Fungi, Ascomycota, Sordariomycetes, Hypocreales, Bionectriaceae. The coding region runs from base 1 to 1074 and encodes 357 amino acids. Gene Ontology annotation, biological process: lipid metabolic process. The record is from RefSeq and is a predicted model, not a curated record. Gene Ontology annotation, molecular function: phosphoric diester hydrolase activity.